AUGGCUACAGAAGUAAACGAAAGAACGCGACUGCUGUCCCAAUCCGAUGACUCUGCUCCUCCCCUGAAAGACUUGGAAGAGUGGGAAGAGCCUCGCAACUGGACGGUUUCAUACCGCUGGCUAUGCAUUGCCGUGAUCUCAAUCUACGGACUGAUCAGUCCAGUCAUCGCGGCAAUCAUUGUGCCUGCCAUGCCCCAGAUAGCCGCCGACUUGAAUGUUACCGACCCAGGAAUGCUGCAAGCCUUCGUUUCGGUGUAUGUUCUCGGCUGGAGUUUCGCGCCCCUGGUGGUCGGUCCCUUGUCCGAAGUCUACGGACGCAUCUCGUUGUUGAAUACCGGCCAUGGCCUGUUUCUGGUCUUCAACGCCCUGUGCGCGUUCGCCCGGACUGAUUACCAGUUGCUCAUUCUCCGGUUUAUCACAGGAGCCGUUGGUAGCGCUCCACUGUCGAUCGGGGCAGGGAUCAUCGGCGACCUAUGGGCUCCAGAAGAGCGAGGGCUUUCCAUCUCCCUUUAUACCCUGGGGCCCCUGCUGGGUCCUGCCAUCGCACCCAUCACCGGUGCAUACAUCGUGUCCCACACGUCAUGGCGGGCAAUCUUCGCGUGGUGCUCCCUGUACAUUUUCGUCACAUGGGUGUUCGGUCUUUGCAUCCUUCGCGAGACCUUCCGGCCAGUCCUCAUCCAGCGUAAACAGGCUGCUGCGGUCCGCAACGGUCAGCGGCAGGGCUCUGCGCAACAGCACCAUAAGAGCCUAGCAGAUGUUUUCCGACAGGAUCUCCGACGGCCCUUUACUUUCCUCGGAACGCAGCCCAUCAUCCAAGUCCUAUCCCUCUUCAUGGGCUAUCUCUUUGGCCUCAACCACCUAUCCAUCACGACGUUCGAGUCCGUCUGGACAGACAUCUACAACCAAACCCCAUCCCGCGCCGCACUGAACUACAUCUCCAUCGCCGGUGGAUUCAUCCUCGGCAGUCAAAUCACAGGCUCCCUCAACGAUCGGGUACCGUAUCCUGUCCCCCUUUCCAAUCCAUCCAGAUAUCUAACCCUCGCAGAUCUACAUCCACUACACCUCCAAAGACCCCGCAAAGGAACCCCAGAGCUGCGCACAAUCCUGAUGCUUCCCGCCGCCCUGCUCGUCCCCGCCGGCCUACUGAUCUACGGCUGGUCCGCCCAGACCCACAGCCACUGGAUCAUCCCCAACAUCGGCAUCGGCAUCUACGCCCUUGGCCUGAUCAUGAGUUACCAGUGUAUCCAGGCCUAUGUACUGGACUGCUACGCGGUAUAUGCCGCCUCGGCAAUGGGCGCGCUGACGAUCCUGCGCUCGCUGUUGGGCUUUGUCUUGCCUAUUCUGGCUCCCUUGAUCUAUAGGACGCUUGGGUAUGGAUGGGGUAGUUCUCUGCUGGCGCUGUGGGCUUUGGUGAUGGGCGGGCUGGUUCCGGUCCUCCUGUGGCGGUAUGGGGCAGUUCUGCGAAAACGGAGUGGCAUUCUUGAGGAGAUUUAG
Molecule: messenger RNA, 1494 nt
Organism: Aspergillus bombycis
Lineage: Eukaryota; Fungi; Ascomycota; Eurotiomycetes; Eurotiales; Aspergillaceae
Product: MFS transporter
Exons: 3
Coding region: 1-1494 (497 amino acids)
Biological process (GO): transmembrane transport
Molecular function (GO): transmembrane transporter activity
Source: RefSeq, a predicted model, not a curated record